Molecule: messenger RNA, 801 nt
Organism: Closterium sp. Naga37s-1
Lineage: Eukaryota; Viridiplantae; Streptophyta; Zygnematophyceae; Desmidiales; Closteriaceae
Source: the annotation of a GenBank genome assembly
AUGGGCAAAGGGUGGGGUGGGGAGAUGAGGGAUGGGGAGAAUGGGGACGGGGAGAUGAGGGAUGGGGAGGAGAGGGAUUGGGAGGUGAGGGUUAAGGAGAUGAAAAAUGGGGAGGGGGGGCAUGGGGAGAAGAGGGAUGGUAAGAUGAGGGAUGGGGACAUGAGGGACGGGGAGAAGAGGGAUGGGGAGAUGUGGGAUGGGGAGAUGAGGGAUCGGGGGAUGAGGGAUGGGGAGAUGAGGGAUGGGGGGACGAGGCAUGGGGAGAUGAGGGAUGGGGAGAUGAGGGAUUGGGAGAAGCGGGAUGGGGAGGUGAGGCAUGGGGAGGUGAGGGAUGGGGCGGAGAGGGAUUGGGAGGUGAGGGAUAAGGAGAGGAGGGAUGGGGAGAAGAGGGAUGGGGAGAAUGGGGAUGGGCACGGGGAGAAGAGGGAUGGUAAGAUGAGGGAUGGGGACAUGAGGGACGGGGAGAAGAGGGAUGGGGAGAUGUGGGAUGGGGCGGAGAGGGAUGGGGGGACGAGGCAUGGGGAGAUGAGGGAUGGGGAGGUGAGGCAUGGGGAGGUGAGGGAUUGGGAGGUGAGGGAUAAGGAGAGGAGGGAUGGGGAGGUGAGGCGUGGGGAGGUGAGGGAUGGGGAGGUGAGGGAUGGUAAGGUGAGGGAUGGGGAUGCGAGGCAUGGGGAGAUGAGGGAUGGGGGGACGAGGCAUGGGGAGGUGAGGGAUGGGGAGAAGAGGGAUGGGGAGGUGAAGGAUGGGGAUAAGAGGGAUGAGGAGGAGAGGGAUGGGUGUACACGACGGAAGGGGAGUUAG